Messenger RNA from Daldinia decipiens, 1946 nucleotides. RefSeq lists its product as uncharacterized. The record is from RefSeq and is a predicted model, not a curated record. Lineage: Eukaryota; Fungi; Ascomycota; Sordariomycetes; Xylariales; Hypoxylaceae. The transcript has a single exon. Bases 325 to 1605 code for a protein of 426 amino acids.
CAUAUAAGAGGGUCUAUAUAUUACCUUCGUUCUCGACUACAAUGAAAGGAGCUCUAUUGAUUCAAACUGAGUCUGUCUGAUAGGUGCGCUAGCACCAUAUGAUAAGUCGUCUGCUUUGGUUGCAACCCAUUUUAGGCUAUCCGCUUAAUGUGAUAAAAAAAAAGCAUCCAAUUUCGGAAAGACUACAUCUCAACUCCGUUACCAGAGUCCAUAAUGAGCUGAGCUUCCGGCUAUAAAGGCGAUGAUCGUCGCUCUAGGAAUUUUCCCAGUCAUUUAAGCCUUACUCAUGCAUCGCGUUUAAGACGGUCUUAUAUAUUCAGAGCAAUGAGAGGAUUCACCUUGACCAUUUUCCCCCUGUGGUGGGCUGCUGGGGCGAUUGCUGUUCCUACGCGGGCGCAAGCUGCACCUCCGGCUGAAUUCACACCGAACACAAAGGUCGGCCCCGGAGGAAGCAAAUACAAGGACUCGCCGCAUUUUCGCGUCUAUGAUGCAGCAAGCGACUCUAUUGCGAACUCUGUACUCCAGACUCUCGAGUCAGCCUACGACUGUUUCGUAACUAGCCAAGGAUGGAGGUCGCCGGGUCUCUCAUUCAAUCAAGACAAUGAUAAUGGCCCCUGGUACAAGAUGAAUGUCUACAACGUUAAUGAUUUAGGACCUAAUACUGCUGCCAAUACUGGGACGGACAGUGCCACUGGCCUAAGCUUCCUAAAUGUCGUCACGGAAUGGAUGAAUACGCCUUCGGUUACAGUUCACGAGUUCGGGCAUGGUCUCACAUAUGCUGAGAGAUACUGGGUUGACCAGGGUCGGACUGGAGCAUGGUGGGAGCCGGUCGCUAACUUCGUCGCCGACACGUUUAUAACCUCCCCGGUCUGUGCGGACUCAAGGGCGCGCUAUAGUCAACCGAGUGGCGACACUAUCAUGAAUCUUCAGAAAGUUAUAAGCGAUUCUUUCCAAGUAAUCGUGGAUGGGUCAAGCAACACCGGGAACUAUUACGAAUCAUGGCCAUUCCUAACUUACGUUACGAACAACCCAGACAACUAUGCGGGCCUGGGGAUGGCGAAUUUCCCGAAUGUAUGGAGAAAAUACAAGAGGAACAGCAAUGAGACCCCUCUGCACGUUUUGGACCAGCUCGCAUCGCCUAUUAAGAUUCAGACAAUUGUCGGUCGCUACUGGGCCAGAAUGGCGUAUGUCGAUAUCGGACACGAAAAGGCUAAGGCUCUAUUCGAGAGGCAGAGGAAAGAGUUCAAUUACGCGAAUUUGGACUCCCAGGGCAACGGGAGAUAUCGAGUUAAAGCAGCUCGGCAGCCGCGUUAUAUGGGCUCUAACAUCAUCCCCUUGAAGGCGACUGGAUCAUCGAUCAGCAUCACUGUGACUGCUACGGCACCAUAUACAGCCACUCUGGCGGUAAGAGGUUCCAAUAAAGCUGUUAGGUACAUCAGCGUAGUAGACAACAAGGUGCAAGCAAAUUUGGCCAGCGGGGAGGAGGCUACUUUCGUGAUUGCGAACACGCCGAACACGCUUUAUCUCUAUGAUCCUUUCGCACUCAGUAGCGAUGUGAGUCGGGGCUUGGACUACCAGUUGCAGAUCACAGGCGCAAGUGUCUAGAUUUAGGUCUACCUGGGUAUAUAGGCUGGGUUGUAAGGAUUAAAUGGUCACAAAUUAUUAUGAUCUUAUACCGUUUUAUGAUCGUUCCUUGAGUUUGUUCUUUAAGGGAGUUAGAAUAUUCACCCACAUUUUAAUAGUUUAAAAAUCGAGGUUAGAAUAUGCGACAAUCCAGUAAUCGAGUGGAAGUUAAUAUAAAUAUAAUAUUGUAGACUCUCGCGGAUAGGAUUCAACAUUUCGGUUUCUGUUUUGUUUGAUUGGUUGCGCUGAUUUCUCUUCAGGGGUAGGUGGUUUUUGAUUCUCAUUGAACGUCUAUUGAAGAAAGUAACCUAGCUAAAAACAAG